AUGCCGAUGAAAGUUCGGCACGAAGUGCGGCCCAGCUACCACUGGCCGGAGAUCCAGCUCAAUGUCUGGCUUAUCGUCGUCCUCUCCGGUUCGGCAACAUGCCUCGGCAUUUUCUCCUGGUUUAUGAUUGUUCAGUCGCAGAUGGACCUGGGUGUACCAUGGCUUUUCCCAUACAUGGUUGUCACCAGCACACUCGGAGUCUUCUUCAUUUUCCUCGUUCUGGGCCUCAUCACUCGCCAUUUUCUACUUCCGGGGAUUCUCAUUCUAGGCAGCUUCAUCCUAUUCGUGCUAUGGUUGACUGGUCUCAUUGAAACCUCGCUGCAGCUGUACGGCGUGGCCGGCAGUGUGAACGACAACUGCCAAAACUACGUUGUGGAUAACGUCUCCAAGGGGAAUAACAUCAAUACCCUGGCAUGGCUGACGCAAAACACGAUCUGCAAUUGCUGGAAGACCGCCUUCGCGUUCGAGCUGGUCAACACCAUUUUCUAUCUCUGGAUGAUCAUUAUGUCGUGGCAGGUCCAUCGGGACUACUACCACUGA
This is a messenger RNA of Penicillium argentinense, 540 nucleotides long. RefSeq lists its product as uncharacterized. The transcript has 3 exons. The record is from RefSeq and is a predicted model, not a curated record. Lineage: Eukaryota; Fungi; Ascomycota; Eurotiomycetes; Eurotiales; Aspergillaceae. The coding region runs from base 1 to 540 and encodes 179 amino acids.